AUGAUAAGUUUGAAGAAAAAUCAUCAAAUGAUAAAAGAAAUACGGUAUUUGAUGCUUAACGAAUAUGACACAAAUCAUUAUAGUUCUAAUGAGUGUAAUUCUAAUGAGAUGAGUUAUAAUAACAAUAGUGAUGACAGUUAUGAUAACUUGAGUUUGUAUGAUAUUUCUGAAAAAGAAAUGGAAAACAUAGAAAAGAGAAUUUACAAGAAACAAAAGCAAAGUGUUAUAAUAUCGGUGGAAGAAGCAAUACGUAUAAUACAGAUUACGGUAUGUGAUACCAAUAACUAUAUAAGAGAAACAAUUAUAAAAACGAAUGACGCCUAUGACAGAAUAACGGCCAGAGAUGUAUAUUCCCCUGUAAACGUGCCGCCUUAUAAGACUUCCGCUAAACAUGGAUACGCUGUGUUGGCCAGCGACGGGAAGGGUGUAAGGAAAGUGUUGAAAGCACAAGCCACGUUUGAUAAAAUUUCUGUCGUACCUGGCACUUGCAUGCGUGUAAGAAGUGGAGAUGCCAUACCCAAUGGAGCAAAUACGGUUGUAACGCCAGAGAAUAUAAAGAUAUUGGACGAAUGCAACGAUAAUGAUGACAAUUGUUUUAAUAUCGACAAGGAAUACGAAAUUGAGGUCUUGGUUGCCCCAGAAAUAAACGAGAACAUCAGAAACGCUGGAGACGAAAUAAAAUGUUUCCAAUUCAUUGUACCAAAAUUCACAUGUCUCGGACCAGCGGAAUUGGGUAUUUUGACAUUAUGUAGCCUCGAUUUAAUUUCAGUCACUGAACUUCCAUCUGUAGGUCUGCUAUCUAUCAGUAGCGAAUUGGAAGAACCGAAAAAUACUUUAACUUUAGGACGCAUCUAUGAAAGCAAUAGAGUAACUCUGACCUCAUUAUUAAAAAAGAAUGGAUACGUUCCCGUCGACUUCGGAAUUUCUGCUUACAAGUUAAACGCUAUAAUAAAAAAAAUCGAAAACGCUUUGGACGAAGUAGAUGUACUUGUGAUAAUGGGCCAUUCAAACGACAAAGAUAUAUUAAAAUCAAUUUUAAGGGAAUAUUUUAACGCUAUGAUACAUUUCGGUCUCUUGAACAUGAAACCAGGGAAAUCGACAAUGUUUGCCUCGUGCACGUACAAUUUUAAGAAGAAGAUUUUCCUGUGCAUGUCGGCAAACCCGGCAACAGUUCCCAUUGUCGCGCAAAUAGUGCUUCUACCACUUCUAAACACGAUGCACGGCAAUUUCUUCAAACGGCCUAUCAUUCUGCAGACUUGCGUGAAUAAUCACGAGUUGCAUUUACGUCCGAAAUUUUUAUGGACUACUGUACAAUGGGCAGAGCAGGAGAUGUUUCCAAGGGCUUAUUGCUCAAAAAAUCGACAUCAGGAUAUAAUAAAAUAUCAAAAGGCUAAUGCACUUUUAAUGUUACCGCCGCGCACGUGGCAGGUACCGAACCAAGAAACUUUUGAUUUUUUCUUGCUACGGCAAUUCAGUAGUGAUGAUCAACAAUUAAAUGAACAAUCAAAUCAACCAAUUGAACAAUUUAGUGCAGAAUUAAAUCAAGCCUCUGUAAUAGAUUCGUAUAUUGUAAACAAUUUAGCAGGAAACGUGAGUCUCAUACAAUUUGUGAAAUGUGAUAAAAAGAGAAUAAAGGAAGAAUUAGUUUAUAUGAGCACUCAGUACAAUGGUAGUGUCAUCUUAUUAGUUGGCGAUACCUUGAGUGAUGUUGUACAUGAUGCAAUUAAAGAAGUUAUCGAUAACAAUGUUCUUAUUGACGUAAACAUAUUUAUAUCAAACUUAACAGAGAACUUAGAAUGUUUCAUCAAACGGCCGAUAUGUGGAAUACGAAACAGCAGUCUUAUUAUUAAUAUGUGUGGCUCCUAUGUAAAUGUGGAAGAAAGUUUGAAAGCAUUUGGAGAUGUAAUACUGGAUAUAUUAUGCUUAAUUAGCAAGUCAAAUAAACAGAUUUUUGAUAUAAAGAAGGAUGAUAGUUGUGUUGAGCCAUCUAAUAAUAAUAAUAAUGAUAAACCUGGAAAUAAUUCUACUGAUGAUAAUUGUUCUGCUGAGGAAUUUGAGAAUAAUAAUAAUGAUGGUUAUUCUGAUGACUUAUUUUAUAAUGAUAGUAAUAAUGAUAAUUCUGCUGGGCCAUCUAAGAAUAAUAUUAAUGAUGAUAUACAUAAUUCUAAUAAGACUUCUAUGGAUCUCUCCUUCGAAGAACAAUCGAAACCCGUAUUGAUAAUGAAAGACUUUUAUAAGAAACAAAAGGGAAGCGAAAUGGUAUCACUGGAAGAGGCAAAAGAUAUAAUGAAAAAAGUAAUAGACAAACAUUAUGAAAGACGUAUAGAAACCGUACAGACGAAUGAUGCCUAUGGCAGAAUAGUGGCCAAAGACAUAUAUUCGUCUGUAAACGUGCCGCCUUGUUGUAUUUCCGCUAAACAUGGAUACGCGGUGUUGGCCAGUGACGGGGAAGGUGUCAGAAAAGUAUUGAAAUCAAAUCUCACGUUAAUCAAAAAGAUUUUGAUUGUACCUGGCACUUGCAUGCGAGUAAGAAGUGGAGAUCCUAUACCCGAUGGAGCAACGGCGGUUGUAAAGUCUGCGAAUACAAAGGUAAUAGAUGAAUACGAUAAUGAUGAUUAUUUUAAUAUCGACAGCAAGGAAUACGAAAUUGAGGUUUUAGUCGCUCCAAAAGAGGGUGAAAAUAUUAGAAACGCUGGCUGCGAAAUAGGGUCCAAUGAGAUUGUUAAACGCUCACACAGUCGUGUUAAAACAGCGGAUCUGGGCAUUUUGACAUUAUGUGACAUCGAUUCAAUUACAGUCCUGAAACUUCCAUCUGUAGGUCUGCUAUUUAUCGAUUAUGAUUUAUUAAAAUUUGAAAAGGUUUCAAAACUAGGACGCAUCUACGACUGCAACAAGAUAAUUGUGUUCUCGUUAUUGAAGAAGAACGGUUAUGAUCCUAUGGACUUUGGAGUUUCGGCUUAUGAGCCGAAUAUUAUGAAAUACAGAAUCAUGGACGCUUUGGACAAAGUUGACUUACUCGUGAUAAUAGGCCGUGCGAACGAUAAAGAUAUAUUGAAGCCCACCUUAAAGAUAUUUUUCGACGCUGAUAUACAUUUCGGUGGCGUGAAUAUAAAACCCGGGAAAUCGACAACAUUUGCAACGUGUGAGUUCAACAAGAAGAGGAAGUUCUUCCUGUGUAUGUCGGCAAAUCCAGCGACCGUACCCAUUAUCACGCAUGUAUUGCUUCUGCCGUUAUUGAACAUACUAAGCUACAAUUCAGACGAUAAUCCCUUAAAGAUACAGACCCGCAUAAAAACAUCUCACGACCUGCACCUGCGUCCGAAACUUUCGUGGACAUCCUUACAGUGGUCAGAGAAGGAAGUGGAAAUGUAUCCAACUGCUCACUGCACGAGUACUGAUCAGCACAUGAUGAAAUAUCAAUUCAGUAACGCUCUUCUAAUGCUACCGAGCUACACGUCGGAGGUGCCAAAGUUAAAUGCGAACUCAGCAUUUUUAUCGGCGAUGUUUACGGGCAACUGA
Messenger RNA from Trachymyrmex cornetzi, 3519 nucleotides. Its product is annotated as gephyrin-like. Bases 1 to 3519 code for a protein of 1172 amino acids. The transcript has 19 exons. The record is from RefSeq and is a predicted model, not a curated record. NCBI's taxonomy places the organism in Eukaryota, Metazoa, Arthropoda, Insecta, Hymenoptera, Formicidae. Gene Ontology annotation, biological process: glycine receptor clustering; Mo-molybdopterin cofactor biosynthetic process; postsynaptic neurotransmitter receptor diffusion trapping. Gene Ontology annotation, molecular function: molybdopterin molybdotransferase activity. Gene Ontology annotation, cellular component: dendrite; cytosol; postsynaptic membrane.